Messenger RNA from Brachypodium distachyon (stiff brome), 1257 nucleotides. Its product is annotated as tropinone reductase homolog At5g06060. Lineage: Eukaryota; Viridiplantae; Streptophyta; Magnoliopsida; Poales; Poaceae. The record is from RefSeq and is a predicted model, not a curated record. Bases 310 to 1146 code for a protein of 278 amino acids. The transcript is spliced from 2 exons. Gene Ontology annotation, molecular function: oxidoreductase activity.
AUUGAAGAAUUAUGAAGGUGCAGUCCAACAGAAAUUGUUUCUCUAACGAGCGUGACAUGAGCGGUGACACAUCAUACCAAACGUCACAUUGAACCGGCCACCGCCGGCGCCAGUUAAUUUGAUUGGGCACGCUUCGUUCUCAUCGCGGGAGCAAAGCAUCUAGAAUUCUACACAUCGCAGUUCCUUCCGCGGAGAAGAAUCCAAUUAUCCAACAGUAAAUACACGAGUAUAUAAGUUAGCCGUCCAGUUCAGGGCGCCAAGCCAACCAACAAGAUCAAAUCGAAUCGAUCCAUCAGAUCGAGCUCGUCGAUGGCGGCAGCAGCAGGAAGCGGCCGGAGCAGGGAGGAGCGGUGGAGCCUCGCCGGCAAGACGGCGCUCGUCACCGGCGGCACCAAGGGAAUCGGGCGGGCGAUCGUGGAGGAGCUGGCGGGGUUCGGCGUCCGGGUGCACACGUGCGCGCGGGGCGCCGCGGACCUAGAGGCCCGCCUACGCGACUGGGACGCCGACGCCGAUGCCGAUGCCGGCCGCGGGCGCGUCACGGGCACGCCCUGCGACGUGUCCGUGCGCGGCGACCGCGAGCAGCUCAUGUCCGCGGCGCGCGCGUCCCUCGGCGGCAAGCUCGACAUCCUCGUCAACAACGCCGGGCAGACCUUCUUCUCCCCCGCCACGGCCGCCUCCCCCGAGGACUACGCCAGGCUCAUGGCCACCAACCUCGAGUCCGCCUUCCACCUCUGCCAGCUCGCGCACCCGCUGCUCGUCCAAUCGCCCGACGGCGGCAGCGUCGUCAACGUGUCCUCCAUCGGCGGCGUCAUCGCGUACCCGCUGCUGGCGGUGUACUCGGCGACCAAGGGCGGCAUGAACCAGCUGACACGCAGCCUCGCCGUCGAGUGGGCCGCGGCCAAGAUCCGCGUCAACUGCGUCGCGCCGGGCGGGAUUAGGAGUGAGAUAUUGAGCAGCAGCGGGAUGAAGAUGGACCCGGAGGCUAUGGCGGGGUUCAUGGAGAAGGAGAACGCUCGUGUGGCUUUGGGCCGCAUGGGCGAGCCCGAGGAGGUCGCGUCGCUGGUUGUGUUCUUGUGCUUGCCGGCCGCGUCUUAUAUUACUGGGCAGGUCAUCUGCGUCGACGGCGGCCGCACCAUUGCCGCUUAAUUAGAGCUUAGCUCUGCCUGUGCCUGGGCGAUCCACCUCUUGAAUAAACUGUUCAUGAAUUUGCAAUGCAAAAUUUUAGCAGAGGCCAGUCCGAAUGAUUUGUUGGAUCGA